This is a messenger RNA of Dentiscutata erythropus, 676 nucleotides long. Lineage: Eukaryota; Fungi; Glomeromycota; Glomeromycetes; Diversisporales; Gigasporaceae. The record is from the annotation of a GenBank genome assembly.
AUGGUUUUAAAUUUAGCAGUGAACAGAAUAGCAAUAACCAAGCCUCCAAAAAGUUUAGAAGAAGAGAUCGUUAGAGAGAAAGCAAAACAAAUCUUGCAAAAUAGAUAUGAGUUUAGUGAAGAUCAAGUAAAUGCCUUAUUCACAAUCCCAAAAAACGAAAGUAGAUACAGUGUAACUACUUCAGAUAAAAACAUAAAUAUUGUAAUCGCCAAUCAACUCUCUAAAAGAAUGGAGGAAAAAACAAUUGGGGAUAUGGCACAACGGAUUUUACGGAAUAAACUUAGUAUUAGAGAUAUAAGAGCUGAAGCUUAUGCCUUAGCCCUAUCAGCAAAAAAUGCUAAUGCUGGCUUAUUACGUCUCACUCAUCUUCGUAGAGAAUUAAGAAACCUUAAUGCAUCACUUGAGAUAAUUGAGGUUACAAAAUUUCCAGAUAUUACAGAAGAUGCCAAUAAAAUCCAGAGUAUCAAUCGGAAAAAAGCUGAAGCUAAACGUAUCGAUUAUCCAGAUGAAUUUAUAUUAGAAUCGGUUAAGAAAAGAUUAGAUGCGUAUGAUAUUAAAACUUUAUCUAAAUAUCAGGCUCUUGCAGAUAUCAUGGUGAUGCUUUGUAUCCGUCCUGCUGAACUUAGAACUUUACGUAUUACAGAUGCUAAAGUAACAGGAUAUGCGAAGAAUUGGG